Messenger RNA from Poecilia latipinna (sailfin molly), 2184 nucleotides. Its product is annotated as secretagogin-like. The coding region runs from base 904 to 1995 and encodes 363 amino acids. The record is from RefSeq and is a predicted model, not a curated record. Gene Ontology annotation, biological process: regulation of presynaptic cytosolic calcium ion concentration; regulation of long-term synaptic potentiation. Gene Ontology annotation, molecular function: calcium ion binding. The transcript is spliced from 12 exons. NCBI's taxonomy places the organism in Eukaryota, Metazoa, Chordata, Actinopteri, Cyprinodontiformes, Poeciliidae. Gene Ontology annotation, cellular component: cytosol; nucleus; dendrite.
UUUGUACAUACAAAUGGGGGUAUAUUAAAGCAGUGUUGAGCUUUUAUAAUUCUGCUGAAAUUCAUCAUGAAUGGGGGAAAUUGAAAGGUUUUGUUACAAAGUUUUUCUAAAAUCAACAGUUUAUAUUUUUGUCAUUUGAAGUAAACUUUACAAUGCUAACCUGACUACUGUUGCAUCAUUUUACCUUCAAAUUUAGCUGGUUUUAUCAGAGUUAUUUUGAGAAAGAAAUUUCUCUGAUUACUUCUGUUUUAUAUCUUUUACUCAGACUUAAUAAAAAGUGUAUCGGUACAUUAAUCAGUUAAUUUCCUAGGUUUUUAUUUUUUUAUUGUUUUUUAUUUUUUUUUUUUAUUUUGAGCUUGUAGAAACUAAAACAAUGUAUUUCUUUUGGCUUUGGUAUGUUUUGUCUGACUGAGAACAUUAGGGUUUUCUUUGGGGAAUGAAAAUAUUUAAAACUGUAUUCUUCAAAAAUGUUUUGUCACCAUUACCACACCUUUGCUCUCCUGCUGGGAUAACAUCACAAAUGUUUCCUGUAAACAAACGUGAGAUGUUUUUUUUUUUUUUUUUCUAAUUAUCCACACUGCUGCUGUACCUUCACAAUAAAAGUUGUUGUAUACUUACAUCUUAAUGAUGUACUGCUGCACUUAUGUAUGUAUUAUAUGGCUAUGUAAAUAUGUAUUGAUGUUUGUUUAGGGUUUCUGUUUAGUGAAUACAUAUUUUUGUCAUAAGGACAUUUUGUUGUCUUGUGAAAAAUGAUUGCUAGAACUUGGUGAUGGUCUUCAUUUUACUGGGAAAAUAUUAUGUUAUGCUUCCUUCUUUAAAAAUGUCAUUUUAAAUUGAUUAUGUAAAUGGUUAUGUUGGCCUGGGAAUGCGACAAAAAUCUAUUGUUAUGUUUAUAUCAUUAAAAUGAGGUAUUGGUCACACACCCCACCCCCUCUUUCUAUGCAGCCUCUGUUAUUUUCUCCUGUUAUCCCUCCCCUCACAUAUAAAAGGCUCAACCUCUCUGUUGUUCCAUUUUUUUUUUUACUGAUAUCAGAAUACACCAGAGGGAAAAGUCUGAUCUUACUUCAGUGGAAUAUUUAUUUUCUCUGCAACUCUAAAGAAUUAUUUUACUGUUGUAGUUUUGUUUUUCUCCUUUUUCUUGUCAUAAACUUGGCUUUUGUACGGAUCACCAGAACCAUGGACAGUGCACUGGACAGACUUGAUGCUGCUCGUUUCUUACAGAUUUGGCAACAUUUCGACAAAGAUGACAAAGGCUACAUUGAAGGAAAGAAGAUGGAUGACUUUUUCAAGCAUAUGUUGCACAAACUUGGAAUGAAGAUGGAGGAGAUAACAGAGGACAAAGUGAGAAGAAUGAGGGAGAGAUUUGUGUCUCCAUAUGACUCCGCUCCUGACAGAAACGUGCAGAUUGAAGAGCUGGCUGUCAUGAUGCUUCCAGUGGAGGAGAAUUUCCUGCUGUUGUUUCGCAGAGAAACUCCGUUGGACAACAGUGUGGAGUUUAUGAGGAUUUGGAGAAAUUAUGACACAGAUAGCAGUGGUUACAUUUCAGCCAAUGAGCUUAAGGGCUUCCUACACGACCUGUUCCUCCAGCACAGGAAGUCCAUCACGCCCCAGAAGCUGGAGGAGUAUACCGAAACCAUGAUGAAGAUGUUUGACAAGAACAGGGAUGGCAGGCUGGAUCUGAACGACAUGGCCAGAAUUUUGGCACUGAAUGAAAACUUUCUACUGAAGUUUAAGACAGAGGCUUGCAGUCUAGAGGACAGAAAGAGGGACUUUGAGAAGAUAUUUGCUCAUUAUGAUGUUAGUAAGACAGGUGCACUGGAGGGGCCUGAAGUUGAUGGAUUUGUCAAGGACAUGAUGGAGCUGGUGAAGCCCAGUAUCAGCGGGAUGGAACUGGACAAGUUCAGGAAAGCCCUGAUGGGUCACUGUGACAUCAACAGAGACGGAAAAAUCCAGAAGAACGAGCUUGCUCUCUGCCUUGGCCUCAAACUCAGUUAACCCUUCAUUAACCCUCAGUUAACACUUCAUCAAAGAGUCUUUUUUUAUCUUGAAUUCCUCUGUGCUAUCUUUCUAUUCAUCUUAAGGCUCUCCAUUUCUAUCCUUUUAUUCAUUUGACCAUUUUUUUUUUUUUGCUACUUUAAAGCAUUUUUAUUGUAUUAAACUAAUUGGCUGUAUUAAAACUAUUUA